Molecule: messenger RNA, 2432 nt
Organism: Paramisgurnus dabryanus
Lineage: Eukaryota; Metazoa; Chordata; Actinopteri; Cypriniformes; Cobitidae
Gene: ip6k2a
Product: inositol hexakisphosphate kinase 2a
Biological process (GO): inositol phosphate biosynthetic process; phosphatidylinositol phosphate biosynthetic process
Cellular component (GO): nucleus; cytoplasm
Molecular function (GO): inositol hexakisphosphate kinase activity
Source: RefSeq, a predicted model, not a curated record
GAGCCCUCAGUGUCAGUACAGACCGAAACUCGGACGGAGGUGUUGACAAGUGUGCAGCAUCCGUUUAAAAUUCACCCUAAAACCAACUGUGCUUCCCAUUUAGAAAACGAAGAGAGCAUUUCACGUGAUAAAAAAAAAGGAUUUGAAAAAAAACAACACAAGACGUGUUGUCUGUAUUUUGUCGUGUGUCGUUCGUUCCUUCUUCCUGCUUCCCUUUUGUUUGGCGCUGGUAACAGAUUGAAGGAAUAGGCAAAAAGUGAAUCGAGUAAAACGAAAGAUAAACGAUUUUAAAAUCGGCAGCUUCGUGUUUCUCAUUCGUCUUCACGUCUGUUGUGUCCAGUUGGACCGGGAUCGAGAGUCUAAUGCCCCCGGAGGAUGAGCCCGGCCAUCGAGGGGAUGCAGACAGACCAGCAGGGGUAUUUGGGCAAAGGAGUGCUGCUUGAACCCUUUGUACACCAAGUAGGGGGGCACUCGUGUGUUCUCCGUUUCGGGGAGCAGACGAUAUGCAAGCCCCUGAUCCCCCGAGAGCACCAGUUUUACAAGAGCCUGCCAGCGGCGAUGCGAAAGUUUACGCCGCAAUACAGAGGCGUGGUAUCUGUAAGUUUCGAGGAAGACGAGGAGGGGAAUUUGUGUCUUAUCGCCUAUCCUCUGCACGGCGAGCUCGGGGACCUGGAGAACGUGGACCCCUCGGCCGACCUGGAGCCCAAAAAUAAAAUGAAAUGGGUCAGUAAGAAGCUGCUGGAUAAUGAGGGAUACAGCAAAGACAGAUCAAGACAUUCUCGCAAGGAUAAAGACAAAAGUGUAAAACGCGAGGACGAGUUGGAACGGCUCAAGCAGGCCGAAGUCUUCUACUAUAGCCUGGAAAGGAGCAACGCUUCUGGCCCUCAGCUCAAACACAACCCAUGGAGCCUUAAGUGCCACCAGCAACACCUGCAGCGGAUGAAGGAGAACGCGAAACAUCGCAACCAAUACAAAUUCAUCCUGUUGGAGAACCUAACGUGGCGCUACUCGGUUCCAUGCGUGCUUGAUCUGAAAAUGGGCACCAGGCAGCACGGGGACGACGCCUCCGAGGAGAAAAAGGCCAUGCAGAUUCGCAAGUGUCAACAGAGUACAUCAGCCAGUAUAGGAGUACGGCUCUGUGGCAUGCAGGUCUACCAUUCGGACACGGGGCAGCUUAUGUUCAUGAAUAAGUAUCACGGCCGUAAACUGACCCUGUCUGGCUUUAAAGAGGCCAUCUUUCAGUUCUUCCACGACGGGGGGCGUCUCAGACAGGAGCUGCUGUCACCCGUCCUGCGCCGGCUGCGAGAAAUGCAGGCUGCCCUGGAAGCCUGCGAAAGCUACAGAUUUUUCUCCAGCUCGCUCUUGAUAAUCUACGACGGAGAUCCUCCGCGGCCCCGCCACUCUCCAGAGGAUGGGCUCUCAGAGGAGGAGGAUGAGGAGGAAGAAGAGGAUGAGGAGGAGGAGGAAGAAGAAGAAGACGGUGCUUUCGGUUUCCCUCACGGCGCAGGUGCAGCUAGCGUAAGCAGUUCUGCCGUGGUGCGACGCAUGACUAGGCCAGACAGUGGGCCGAUGGUGGACGUGCGCAUGAUUGACUUUGCCCACACCACGUGCCGCCAUUUUGGGGAGGACAGUGUUGUUCACGAGGGCCAGGAUAGUGGUUACAUCUUUGGCUUGGAGAACCUCAUAACCAUCAUUUCGCAACUAGAAGACCACAGCACAGAUUAAGUCUCCGUCCGAUACAUAAAACCUGCAUGGCGUUAAAAUGGGAAAAUGCAGUCCAUCUGUUCAUUUCUUGUUUUUUCUUUCCUGAGAUGUUAAUCAGGACAUAGUAAAAUUUCAAAGCUACACCUGUUCUGUUGUUUUUAUUGGUGUCUUACUGCUGAUUUUGUAUUUUAAGUUUGAGAAGCGAACGUUCACGCAAUUCAGUAGCUUCACUCACCACCCACCACACUGUACUGUUACAGAUGUUUGUUUUAUUUAUAAAAAAAAAAACAAGAAAAGAUGCAAUGCAAAAGACGUUUCCUAAAAAUGGAACUGGUUCCCGCACUCGAGAAAGUUCCUGAACUUUGAUGAUCUCCUGCUCCCGAGCGAUCCUUGUCGGAUGAGGAAAAAAGUGGGCGGAGAAAACUGUUAAGACUGUUCAGUGUCGCUCUACAACAAAGUUCCUUGCACCUUGUCCCAUUGUGAAGAGCCGACUGUAUAGCUAGUUGACAUACAGAGUCUAUAAUAAAGCUUUAUUUAUUUGUCAUAUUUCCUAAAUAAACUAAAAAAGCUAUGAAAAAGUGAAUGGAGACAUGAAGACUACAUUCCAUGUUAUUAAUGUUACAAUAAUGAUAUGAAAGAAUAUUAUUAUUUGACAUGUUCUGAUACCUCUGUCUUAUAUAUGUUGUACAUGGUAUGUUGGAGGAAAAAUAAAACUUUUGUUUGUGUUA